AUGCCCUUAGCAUUAUGCAGCUCUGCCCUCUUUUUCCUUGUCCAAAAUGUCACCGCUAUCGGCGGAAACAAAGUCAACAUUACAGAUGUUGUAGGGUUUGUUCAAGAAGACAAUGAACGCGAUACGAUUUCCCUGCUUAUCAGCUGUUUCGCCACGCUUGGGCUGUGUGUUUAUUCGGCUGUUCACCUAAACGUACCGCACAAGGGCGAAGGCAACUAUCGAGUGCUAUCAAAGGAACUCCAAUGGUGUGUUCUAGGCCUAUUUGCACCAGAGUUGAUAUUGUAUACCGCCUGGAGACAGCUGGCUUCCGCAAGACAGCUAUGCUUUGAGAUAGAAAAUAUAACAAUGACUGAGACUCAUAUGAAGGACCCAAAAACCCCAUGGACUAUCACACAUGGACUUUACGCUAGUAUGGGCGGUUUCGCCCUCGACCUAGACAGCACUGGCCGUCGAAGUUCGACAUUGUUCAAGGAUGUGACACGUCUCACUUUAACGGCGAAAGGUGUCUUACUACUCGCCAAGUGCGGACAUAUUGUGGAGAUAUCCCUCGAAGAGAUCAAGGACAAAAACAAAGCAGACGGCCUUGCAAAAUUACUUGUGUGCAUCCAAGCAGGAUGGAUGAUUGUCCAAGUUAUCAGUCGGACUGCCGUCGGACUGCCGACCACCUUGCUCGAAGUACACGUUGUAGCCCAUGUUGUUUGCGCGCUCGUCAUGUACAUCCUAUGGUGGCACAAACCUCGUCAGGUAGCCUCCCCCACCAUCUUGAAGGGGGACUUGAUGCCUUUGAUCGCCUAUAUGUACAUGGCCAGCCGAAUGAGUGGGAAACAACCACAGGGCAAGCUCGCUAUCUUCCGAUCAGCCACUCCUGAACUGGCAAAGCUGGCUUACUUUGAAGACGAAAAUGUAACAAGCUAUAUGUGUAGCAACAGGGAAAGUCUGAAUACAACUUGCCUCCCUACUGCCGGUAGAUUGCGACCACGGCCCAAUAUCCAAAUCGCGAAUCAAGAAGCUGAGACAGCAUCAUGCAACUCUCCCAUGGAAGCUACGUCCGAGUUGCAAAGUCUUGCAGAAAAGGCUAUCAAGCUAUAUCCAGUCCUUAAAGGUCAAUUUCACCCUGUAUUCGAGACAGAAUGCUCAGAGCCGUCAUACAAGAUACCCGAAGUAACCGAGCUGGUGCAACCAUACGCCAUCGACUGGCCCAACGAUGGUUUACUUCGACGCACCCAAUCACUCGUCAUGGGAAUGGUGCUUUGGGGCGCGUCUAUGGCAUACGGCGGCAUACACGUAGCUGCAUGGAAUUACUUCUUUUCCACUCGAUUAGAGCAACUGUUUUGGCGCAUGAGCUCAGUAUGGGUAACCUUUUGCGCAGCCUUUUGGCUGGUGACUAACCUCUUGGCCCAUGUUUUUCCUCUCAUCGACAGGAUCUGGAAUGCCUACAACCAGCGGACAUUGAGCGUUCUGAGCACAGCAUUCAUUACGACUCUUUGCGUUUUAUGUGGGGUAAGUUAUAUUGCCAGUAGGGCAUACAUAGUGAUAGAGGCUUUUGUGAGUAUAAGGGAAGUUCCGCGAGGCGUGUAUGAGACGCCGACGUGGUCACAGGUUUUUCCUCAUCUGUAA
Messenger RNA from Bipolaris maydis ATCC 48331, 1617 nucleotides. RefSeq lists its product as uncharacterized. NCBI's taxonomy places the organism in Eukaryota, Fungi, Ascomycota, Dothideomycetes, Pleosporales, Pleosporaceae. The record is from RefSeq and is a predicted model, not a curated record.